AUGUCUGAGCGCACCGUGUCCAACCUUCACGAACACGCUCUCAGACAGGUCCAGUCCUCAGGCGAUCUCCCCCAAACCGAGCCACCAGCUCGACCAGCUCGCUCAAGCCUCCACGGCAGUCCCACCAUGAACAAUCCAACUGGCCGGGCGUCAAGCGGCAUCCGGGGUGCGCAAUCUGAGCGGCUUCGCAUGCCACUGAGCCCUGGAUCCAUGUCGUCUUCCCCCAUUGCUAUGCCUGAGCCUGCCCGUGCUCGUCCCCAGAGUCCUCCGCUACCAUGGGAUCUGUCUCGUGUGAACACUGCAGCCCCGAUUGAUGCGCGACCAGAGGCCGGUGGCCCAGACAGCGAGCCACGAUCCAUGCUCUACACAGUCUUGGAGCUGAUAGGGUACUCAGGUGCAAACGCAAAGGCACGCAGGGAGACGUUGUCGCUGAUAUGGAAUUUGGCGUUCAAUCUGGCGCAGUUUGUCAUUAUUGUAACCCUGCUAGCCUACUCAUCCCACCAUGAAAGUCCCACGAAGCCCGGAUUGUCUGAGUGGCGUGCUUGUGAGAGACCACUAGGUGUAUGGGACUCGAUCUGGUUGAUCCGAGUGGCAUUGGGUACUUGGCUGUCAUACUGGGGCUACAAAAGGGACCGACGAGCACGAGCACUCCAAGAGCAGCGGGAGAGGACUGGCGAUAUUGAGUCCCCCAUCCAUCAUACGGUUGGAAUGAACGGGAGACCAGCGCCGCCACACAGACCUCCCCCGCGUCCUAUGAGGCCUGGUGGCUCUCCUGGGCAUACUCACGAUGCUAGUCCCCCGACAAUCCAGCCUCCACCUCUCCCACAUUCAAAUGCUUACUCUCGACUGUCUCUGCUGGCCACGUUCAUGUCCCUCGCGUGGUUCCUGACUGCUCACAUUCUCGAGUACACCUCUGUCAACAGCUGCCGGUACUCUUCGCCCCAUCUGUGGUGGCUCACGUUCGGUAUCCUUUGCAUUCUGUACCUGAUGAUCCUGGAGAUCUUCCUGCUUGGACUGCUUGUCUUUGUCUUCGGACCUGUCAUUUACUUGCUGUGGACUGUCAUCCUGCUGUGCCUGGGCAGACACCCUCUCCAAAACCCACAUUACAUCAAGCCCGAGAUCGGCAAGCUGCCUAAGUCUAUCGUCGACCAGAUUCCCCUUGUGCUCUACAUCCCUACACCACCAGAGGAUGCUGACAAUCCCAAGUCCCCGAUCCCUGUUCCGUCGCCGUCCUACUCGUACCCACCGAAACGCUCCAGCACAGCCGCGCCGCCUAAACGCCGAUUCGCGUUCCUUCGGAAAAUGAAAGGCCGGAAGGACAAGACCAAGGGCAGCACCGGUGUAUCCGGGUCCAGCGAGAAGGAUGCGAAACCGCACGAUAAGCACAAGCGCGCGGCUGCGAACCCGGAAAAGUUGACAUGGGAGGACAACUGGGAGCCGGGUGAGUAUCCAUUCGUGCGGCUCGAAGGGAACCGUGCCGUGUGCGCGAUCUGCUUGCUGGAUUUUGAGGAGCCGCAGAGGACGGGCGAGUCGACUGAGGCCGAGAAGAAAUCGGAAAGUUUUGCGGCGGGACCCGACAGUGCCCCUGCUCAGGCGGUACAAGAAGUGCGAGUGGACGAGGUGACGCAGGAGGACAGAAAUCGCCUACAUCUAGACGACGCAGGGGAAGGUGCGCAGCCGUUGCGGCUACUGCCCUGCGGACAUGUCUUCCAUCAAACAUGCGUGGACCCAUGGUUGAUCGACGUAUCGGGGCGAUGCCCGACGUGCCAACGUCCGGUGGAAUUGCCGAAUGGACAGGGUAAGAAAGGCCAACGAGGGCCACGGACAUAG
Molecule: messenger RNA, 1830 nt
Organism: Postia placenta MAD-698-R-SB12
Lineage: Eukaryota; Fungi; Basidiomycota; Agaricomycetes; Polyporales; Adustoporiaceae
Exons: 6
Coding region: 1-1830 (609 amino acids)
Source: RefSeq, a predicted model, not a curated record